AUUUAACAUUCUGUUGUAUCACUUUUAAAUGUAGGCUCAAAAUACAUUCUUGCCAUUUUAUUAAAUGAAUUUGCAUGGAACAGCCAUCAUUUAAAUGCGUUUCAACUGGUUGCCAUCCAUAGAAAGCUGCCUUUAAAACCCACUAAGGGUUAACAAUAUAUACUUCAUUCAGCACAUUACAAAAGGCUAAGGCCUUUGUACAUGAAGACAGUGUUUUCAGCUGAUACAGUACAUCUGUACACACGCCUCCUGAGUGACACCUGCUGUCACACAAGUAUGUAGCAGGUAAACAUCAGGCAGAGAGCUGUUCCAUAAGUUUCGGUUUUACAUCACUGGAACACAGUCACACCCUGAACCUUUUACUGUAAAGUGAAAGAUUAUCUGGCGAAGAGGAGCUUAGAAUCAGUAUCCACUUGUGCUGUAUCUCUGUGUUAACUGAUCAUAUUCUCUAGACCAGGAAUUGGGCUGGACUGAGCAUCACAACGGAGGAUCAAACACUGUAUUUCUGACCUUGGGUUUUUCACAGUUUAUUAUGGAAAGUCAAAGGAGAUCAAUUGGAGAUGAUUCUUCCAUUUCACCUGAGCUGGACCGCUUGAUCAGACAGAGAGGUCGAGAUCUACGGCUGCGUAAGCUUGACCAACAGAAUGCGGUGAAGAUAGUAAACCAUCUGAUUGAGAGCUUGCUGGAAUUCCUGAAAAAUAAUGAUGAUCAGCCCUUCUUCAGGGAGGUCUCAGUUCUCACCAGUGGCAGCUAUUAUGAGAUGGUGAAGAUCAACAAACCCAAUGAGUUUGACAUUAUGCUGAAAUUGAAAGUCCCAAGGCUUGUAUUGUCAAAUCUGGAAGAAUAUCAAGGACUGUUUUAUAAGAUAAAUCUUUUUAAAGCCACACGAACUGAAAUCCAGCAUUUUCUUCUGGAAGAUGAACGAACCGUCUCAGCCACCAAAAUCAAAGCAGAGAUGCACCGCUUGGUCCGCAAAUUCAUUAACAACCAUUUUCAAGGUGAAGGUUGGGUGAUACGCAGAAAUCUAAUAAAUUCACCGGCAGUGACCCUUGAACUUAAGCUAAAAGAGAAAGGCGAUGAUGUGAUGUCUGUAGACAUCGUACCUACUCUUGAGGUGCCACAAGGUUGGCCACAGGCAGCACGGGCAGGUCCCAAUAUAGACAAAUGGCUUGGGAAAAAAUGUCGCCGCCAGUUUGUAAGUAAGUCUGUGUAUUUCGUCCCAAAGAGACCAAAAGGAAGAAACCUCAAGGAUGAUGCCAAAGAGAGCUGGCGAAUAUCCUUCUCUCACAUUGAAAAAGAGAUGAUGCAGUAUCAUGGAAAUAAGAAGACGUGUUGUGAGACACAUUCCAAUAAGUGCUGUCGGAAACUUUGCAUGCGGCUUCUGAAAUGUCUGAUUGAGGGGCUGAAGCAGCAGUAUCCCAAAGAGCUUGAGCCUCUGUGUUCCUAUCAUGGGAAAACAGCCUUCUUCCACGUCCUUUCAGACAGAGUGCAAGAUUCCCUUUGGUCUCCAGGCCAGCUGUCCGUCUCCUUCAUGAAGCUCUUUGGAUACUUUGAGCAAUGUGCAAUAAAUGGUUCACUACCCCACUUUUUCGUUCGAGAGCAUAAUCUUUUCUCCCCACCUGCAUUUCCCAAGAGAGCUCUUAUAUUUCUGACUAAUGCUUUGAGGGAGCAAAGAGAACUGGGACUCCCUGUUUUGAAGGUGCCAAGUCCUACCUCUGCUCUUGUUCCUGACACUGAGGCUGUGAUUCACCCAAUCAGUGGCACAGACAGCAUUGUUGCCUCUGACCGUUCUUUUAAGCAUGUAUAUAUAUACUUACUGGUUGUUAUUGUGUGUGUAGGAAUCAUAUGUGUAUUUCAAAAAUGAAUGAUUUUUUUUUUUUAGAAUCCUUUCCCAAUAUGGAGAGGUAAUCAUCGUGCAAUAUAAUAUUAUUUUACAAUAUUUUUUUUAAUGAAAAUGAUGUGAAAAAUCAUCCAGUUUCAUAUGCUUAAAUUAUUUUGUGUGUGUUUUAUCAGACAUGUACAGCCAAAAACCUUGUUUGUAAACACUGUUUUAUAUGGAUCAUUGUG
This is a messenger RNA of Cyprinus carpio (common carp), 2067 nucleotides long. Its product is annotated as cyclic GMP-AMP synthase-like. Gene Ontology annotation, molecular function: chromatin binding; double-stranded DNA binding; 2',3'-cyclic GMP-AMP synthase activity. NCBI's taxonomy places the organism in Eukaryota, Metazoa, Chordata, Actinopteri, Cypriniformes, Cyprinidae. The record is from RefSeq and is a predicted model, not a curated record. Gene Ontology annotation, cellular component: site of double-strand break; cytosol; nucleus. Gene Ontology annotation, biological process: negative regulation of double-strand break repair via homologous recombination; positive regulation of defense response to virus by host; activation of innate immune response.